AUGCCUGUCACCAGGUCACAAAGACAAAGUAAGGCCCACAGCCGGGGAAAGCACUACAAGCAGGCAAACAUCGUACCAGAGCCAUUCCAACACGAUUCUCUCGAGGACGAUUCGGCUUAUAUUCGCCUCCUCAAAGUGCCUCCUUUCGGACCAGCCGGGUUGAAGCGGUCGUUUCUGCUAUCAACAUGGCCGAWCGAGGGUGCUCCUGGAUAUAACGCAAUCUCGUAUACCUGGGGCGAGGAGACCAUCACCACCACGAUCCUCGUCAACGGCUUUCCACUGAAUGUCAGGCAGACUUGCUACGAUGCCCUGAUUCAAGCUCAUAGUUUCGAUGGUGAUGCUCUACUGUGGAUCGAUGCCGUAUGCAUAAAUCAGAAUAACAAUGUCGAGAAGGCCUGUCAGAUCAAAAGAAUGUUUGAUAUUUACAGAAAUGCCGAAAAAGUGAUUGCAUGCGUCGGCGAGAGCAAUGCAGAUAGCACAUGGCUUUUCGCUGCCUGUAGAUCACUUGCCGGCCUGUCCAGCAGCUCAAAUCUGGAUGUGAACAGUAUCAACGCGGAGAAACGGAUGAUUUACAGACUAGCAGAGCAUCACUCAACCUCAUCCGAUGAGCAGCCUGUAUUCCUCGCACGGCUUCGACAAACGUAUGCCGAGUUCGGCUAUCGGAAAUACUGGAACCGCACAUGGAUCAUACCGGAAAUCUGGGCCGGUGGCGAGGAGGUGACUUUGUUAUGUGGAAGUGAUGCCUUGAAAUUGAACGAGUUGCGAGACAUGGAUUCCAUUCUCAACUCCCCAAAUCCAGGCGAACGUACCGAACACGAAACCCCUCUGACACAUCUCUUUUUUGUCCUCCUGUAUACAAGAACCACAAGAGGAUAUCUGGGAGAUCUAUUAGAUUUGACUAUUCGGACGGAUUGUCAGGAUCCUCGGGAUCGAAUCUACUCGCUUUUGGCUCUCAUCGAUUGGGAAUUCAAUGGGAUGGAACCUACAUCUCCGGACUACACGAUUACGGCGCAGGAGCUGGCAAGGAAACUCUCGAUAAGCUGGGACGACAGUGGUAAUCGACGUAUAUUGAGGGCGCUGAGGAUUGACUACACUUCUCUUGAGAUGCGUGCCUUGGUUGCGGAAAGUACUUUGGCACCCUCCCGCGCUGAAUUAUGA
Ramularia collo-cygni is the source of this 1158-nucleotide messenger RNA. RefSeq lists its product as uncharacterized. Lineage: Eukaryota; Fungi; Ascomycota; Dothideomycetes; Mycosphaerellales; Mycosphaerellaceae. The coding region runs from base 1 to 1158 and encodes 385 amino acids. The record is from RefSeq and is a predicted model, not a curated record. The transcript has a single exon.